This is a messenger RNA of Eruca vesicaria subsp. sativa (arugula), 486 nucleotides long. The record is from the annotation of a GenBank genome assembly. Lineage: Eukaryota; Viridiplantae; Streptophyta; Magnoliopsida; Brassicales; Brassicaceae.
AUGAGAGUGAAGAGACAGAAGAAGAACAGAAGAACAGUGAGAUUCUUCACUGUCUGUUUCGGUUUCCGACAGCCCUUCAAAGUCCUUUGCGAUGCUUUUAGCAGAGGAGAAGGAACAGCUGAAGACGAACAAUGGGAAACACCUCGAGUGGUCAGUACAAGAAAUGGACUCGAUGUGAAGGAUAGACCCCAAUUCAAGCGAAAUAGAGCAAAGGGUCCAAAUCCACUUUCAUGCAUGAAGAAAAAGAAGGUGACAGAUACCAAGAAACCUCAAUCAAAACCCAAAGCUGAAUCGAAAUCUGGUGGACAAGAGGGCAAGAAAGCAAAACUGGUACCAGUUGGUUAUGAGAUCAAGAAGCUCACGAUCAUGCUCACAAUUGUUGAUGACCUCAUGUCCCCAGACAAUCUCAUUGAAGACUACCUCACUUGUGACCCUAACAACGAGUACAUCCAGAGUGUUUACAUCGUCGCAUUCAACAAGAUCUAG